CAGGGAGGGGCUCGGUCGGCGUCGCCGGCGGCUCCGGGCCGCUCUCCCCCGCCCCCCUCCCCCCCCUUCCCCUCUCCCCCUUCCUCUGUCCCGCUCCCGCCGCCCCCCGCCAUGGGCACCACCGGCUCCAAGUCGAGGGGGCUGUGGCCUUUCGCCUCCCCAGCGGCGGGUGGCGGCGGCGCUGACGGUCCCGGCGGGCAGCAGGCCCUGGCCCGGGCGCGGGCCGCGCGGGCCGCUACGCCCUUCGUCUUCACACGGCGAGGCUCCAUGUACUACGAUGAGGAUGGGGAUCUCGCACACGAGUUCUACGAGGAGACAAUCGUUACCAAGAACGGGAGGAAGCGUGCGAAGCUGAAGAGGAUCCACAAGAACCUGAUACCUCAGGGCAUAGUCAAACUAGAGCACCCUCGCAUUCACGUGGAUUUCCCAGUGAUCAUCUGCGAGGUGUGAGUCGACGGAGGUUGCUGCCCCUGGCUGGGAGGCCCUGCCUGCCCCGCUGCCCCCAGCCUCACCAGGCCAGGCUGCCUUGUGUUCCCACCCCAGGAGGACUCUGGGUGCGUGGCAGGGACAGUGGCUUUCCCCUCACCCAGAGGUGAGGUGGGACGGAACCGGCCGGGCUGGGCUUGGCUUAACACUCCUCGCAGGAGAUGGGUGACCUUGUGCAGCGACUGCUUGAAAAACACCUUUGCUUGAGUCAGAAGACUUAAAAUACCUUUUGUAGCCUCUAGCCGACAUUUUGAUGGGUAACUGGAACUGCAGACGAGCUGCUUUGUGGGAACUGGUAAAGGGAGAGCGAGCCUGCACUUCUCACCAGAGGAUAUCCCCUGCUUCUCAGGUACGCGGCCCAGGGUGAGCCAGGGUAAGGUGAUGUGCUGCCUGGAGUCCCUCGGGCCCAGUGGAGAGAUGGCCAGUGUUGCAGCCUGGCACUUGACAUGGGGGUUUUGUGCUGCUGCCCUGGGCAGGUCUGUUGAUGGAGGAUGAAGGCUGAGGGGGUUCCAUCUCAAAGCACACUUGGCUGCUGCUGCGCUUCUCUCAGGACGGGGACAGAGAUCAGAUGCCACUCUCAUGGACCUCAGUCUCUCCCUUCCGUGUGUUUCCCACUCAUCCCAGCACUGGGGACUUUGGCUUUGCUGCUGCCCACAGUCCCUCAGCAUGCAGAUCUCUGCAGCCCGUGGCUGCUGCUGGUGGCAGUAAGGUCCCCAGCUCUGCAGCAGACUUGCUCCUACCAAGCGCUGUCCCUUACCUGCUGCAGGGCCGAGCUGCAGGGCAUGGUGUCUCCUCAUAAUGUCCUUGUCCCCCAGUGCCACCUUGGAUGUACCUGCUGGCGGGGUGAACCUUGACAGCACUGACCAGGAAGGAAAUCAUCACUUCCCUCACUGUCCCCUGAAUCAAUUGGUGUGCCCGGCUUGGAAAUCUCCCUGGCGAUGUGAUCUAUGGUUCCUCCCGCAUCCCAGCUGGUGGCAGGAGGAGAAACACGAUGCACUUUAAAGGAAGGCUCUCUGUUCUGUCUGGGAAGGUUCUGCUCUUUUCUCCUCUUUCCGCCUGCUUGAGAAGGUCAGGCUUGCCUUGCAGAAACCUGAAACCUCUCUCCUCUGUGUUUGAGCCCCAGGACACCGAGCCAGUUGCCCCAGGGCCCGGAAAGGGCCUAACCUGCUCCACCCUUGCCAGUGCUGGGAGCCAUGGCCUCCCUGCUCGGCUGUCCAGGAGCAGGCAGGUGGAGGUGGUCUGGCCAUGGGGCACGGGCACAGCUUUAAACUGGGUCAGAGCCUGCUCCCCAUGGCAGCCACCUUGGCUUUCCUCCUCUUUCGUUCCAGAACUUAUUUACUUUCAAAGCACUUCAGAUGUUUGCUACCUCGAUUUUUAAUUUAAGCCACUGGCACUUGGCCGCCAGCCCUGUCGGUGUCUACGUUGGAUGUAUCCAUCCCCACGCCCACCCAGAGCCGCCUGGGCGCGGGGCCACAUUCCCGGCUUCGGGGAGAUACGGGCGGCGUGGCUGUUGCCGUCUUCCUGUCACCACCUCUUCCCUCCGUGUCCCCUCACCCGCUGUUCCCAUCGGCAGGCGCGAGCAGGGAGGGUGAAGUGGACGUGCUGGCAGGGAAGCCGGCAGGGCCGGGCAGGGCUGAGCUCGCCUACACUGUGAUGCUGGGCGCUCCUUUCCACGUCUUUUGUUCUGCUUGCUUGAAAAGAGUCUUGUCUUGAAACAAUCCCCCACUGAAGUGUUUCUUACUUGCACCACCGGCUCUCAAAUUCCUCCUGGGCUGGAUCUCCCUGGGAAGGGGUCCCCACAGGAGAGCAGGAGCUGCUGUCCCCCAGGAAGAGGAGAGGAGAGAAAGCCGUGGCUGGGCUGCCUGGCCCUGCUGCUGUCCAAGGGCUCAGGAGGCUGCACUGAGCCCACCUCGGGUACCAGAGAAGGCAGAGAAGGAGCAGAGAGGAGGUGGGUGCUGUUUGCCUGCCCUGACUGGGAGCCCCUUGCCUGGCUGCUGGCCAGAAAUCUGCUGACAAGGCACAGCCUGAACCCCGGGGGGACAGAGACGGGAACCAGCUUAGUGAGGAUGCUUUUGUCCUCCCUGACAAGCUGCCUGCCCUUCCCCCAGCGUGUCAAACAUGCUUCCCCCAAAAAAAAGACUUCUCCCACCCUGCCGUGUCACCAGAGCAGCAGGGAACCUCUGCAGACUGCCAACAAGUUGUGUCCUGUCCCUCUGCUUCCCAGGCUGGUCCCCGAGCAGCCAGACUCCCAGACCCCUCCCUUACACUGCAGCAGCAGGGCCUUAGGAGGGCCCAGAGGGAUCUUAAAAUGUGAAGGUCACUGUAAAUAGUAUCUAUGUCCACUGUGGUGUUGGAGCAAGCGAAAAAACAAAAAGGAAAGUUUUUUCCUUUUGAUUUUGUGUUGGGAUUUUUUGUAUGAUUUCUGUGCGACAUUGUGCUUUCUUGUGUGGAUGUGUAGCUGAACCAUACUCACCAACACUAGGCUCCUUGCUCCUCUAGAGUACGGGUAGGACCCGUGGGGUUGGGAAACGUACACUAUUUAUGGUCCUUCUCCCAGUGCAUCUGUCCACUUUUGUUAAACUUCAAUAAAAUUAUUUGUAGAGCCCACAA
Molecule: messenger RNA, 3096 nt
Organism: Calypte anna (Anna's hummingbird)
Lineage: Eukaryota; Metazoa; Chordata; Aves; Apodiformes; Trochilidae
Gene: TUSC2
Product: tumor suppressor 2, mitochondrial calcium regulator
Exons: 3
Coding region: 112-450 (112 amino acids)
Biological process (GO): inflammatory response; regulation of mitochondrial membrane potential
Cellular component (GO): mitochondrion
Source: RefSeq, a predicted model, not a curated record